CACUUCUGACUUUAGCAUUCCACUCUUUUAUCAACCCUGUUCAUCGUCUUCGCGCCUUAGCCGGUCUCAAUUGAAAGUCAUCGCCCUCCCGUAACCCCCCUCAGGCGCUUCCCGGUCUUCGAUUUCUCGUGUCCCUUCGUUUCUCAACCGAGCCCCGUCGAUAUUGGUAUAAAUGGGUGUCUGUGCUUCGUGUCUGGGGGUUGGUCGCCGGGACAGUCAGGAUUCUGAGUCUUCCCAACGUCUCCUCGACGAAGAUAUCUAUCAGCCUGGCUAUGGAUAUGGCGCGUUAAACAAUUCUACCCAAGGCAACCACCCAGAUACCGGAUACUUGAAGCGUGAACGAGAAGCGCUCGAAGCUAUCUGCCAACGGACGUCGGAUUCCGUCAUCGAUAUCUGGUCCCUUCAGCCCCAACCUCAUCUACAACCCCGAGCGACUCUCCGUGGUCCCGUGUCCCCAGCUUCCUCUCGAGCCGGUACAAAAGACGAUGUACCCGUAAGAGUAACCACCACUCCUCCAGCAUCAGAGGCCGGAUCCUCCGCCCAGAAGCCUGGCUCUCCGAAGUCAGGCGCCGUUCCGAAACACUGGGGUGAGGUGGUCAUAAAUCCGCGCAAGGGGAAAUCGCAGCAGCUCGACGAUAAUGCCCGCGAUGUGUUUGGUGUUCUGAAGGUUACUUAGUUCGGGUUUGACAAGGGUCGAUAUGACGGUUGAAUUCUGGGGUUUUUUAUUCGUUAUUUCCGUUCCUCUCUCGCAUAGGUCGCCGGUCGAUGGUCGAUGUCUUUCCCUCUUUCGUUUUGUCAUGCACGGCCGCCGUGUCUUUGUUUCUUUCCUUUCUUUUCCAUUUCUUCCCUGCCCCCCUUCGCCCUAGAGAUUCUGUUCUAAUACCCUGG
Aspergillus pseudotamarii is the source of this 888-nucleotide messenger RNA. RefSeq names its product LAMTOR1/MEH1 family protein. Bases 173 to 676 code for a protein of 167 amino acids. Gene Ontology annotation, biological process: positive regulation of MAPK cascade; endosomal transport; cellular response to amino acid stimulus. The transcript is spliced from 3 exons. The record is from RefSeq and is a predicted model, not a curated record. NCBI's taxonomy places the organism in Eukaryota, Fungi, Ascomycota, Eurotiomycetes, Eurotiales, Aspergillaceae. Gene Ontology annotation, cellular component: membrane raft; Ragulator complex; late endosome membrane.